AUGAAUUGGAUCUUUCUGCUCAGCCUGGCGAGCUACGCGCUGGCGCUCCACCAGAUCGGAUCGGACGCGCUCAAGUCGUGCAUGACGUCGUCGCAGUUCACCGCGUCCCGGUUCGACAUCAAGUUCUUCCCAGACAACCAGACGGCCAAUAUCGACCUCAAGGCCAUCUCCAACCUGGAGGGCAACAUCACCGGCACCAUCACGCUCAAGGCCUACGGUAUCGAGGUAGUCAACGAAAAGAUUGACUUUUGCAAAAACAAUAUGCCCCAGCUGUGUCCGAUAGCAAAGGGAAACUUCGACUUCACCACCACCCUCAAUGAUAUCAGUAAGAACGUGGUGGACCAGAUUCCCGGCAUCGCCUACACCAUUCCCGAUCUCGACGGUGUGGUCACCGUGAAGGUCCACUACAACGACGACCCCAACACCAUCGUGGCCUGUGUGGAGACGUCGCUCAAUAACGGCAAAACCGUCCAGACUAAGAUCGCCUCGUGGAUCAUCGCCGGCGCUUGUCUCAUCGGAAUGGUCACCGCUGGUGUCGUCGCCAUCAUGGGCCACAGCAACACCGCCGCCCAUGUGGCUUCCAACGCCGUCUCGCUCUUCACAUACUUCCAGGCCAUCGCCAUCAUCUCCAUGAUGGCGGUGGAAAAGCUGCCUCCCAUCGCAGCUGCCUGGUCGUCCAACUUCACCUGGACCCUGGGCCUUGUCAACGUCAAGUUCAUGCAGGACAUUUUCAACUGGUACGUCCAGGCCACCGGCGGAACCUCCACCUUCAUCAUUCGAAACCGACAGCUCAUCUCCGUGUCUGUGGAAAAACGGUCUCUUUACGCGCGUGCUCUCAACGCUCUCUCGGAUGAAGGAAUUACCAACUUCAUUGCCUCGUCUAAAGACGCCAUCUCAAGACGAAUGGCCUCUCGAGGAGAUAUGGUGGACAUGGCUGUGGGCGUGGGCUUGCAUCUGCUCAAACGAGACAACAGCACCCUGGAUGAUCUGGGAUCGCAGACCGAGAACCAGAAGGAUCCCCGAAUCUACGGAAAGACCCUCAUUGUUCGAGGAAUCGAGCGGGUGGCGUUUCUGUCCAAGAUUGAGCUCACCAACGUCUUUCUUACGGGCUGGACCAUGUUUGCUUUUGUCGGCUUCUGUCUGGUGUUCCUGGUCAUCAUUUUCAAGGUGACCAUUGAGAACUUCAUCCGAAUCAAGGUCAUGAACCCCGGAAAGUAUGAGGAGUACCGCCAGAACUGGAAGUAUAUCAGCAAGGGCGCCAUGUACCGAAUGGCGCUGAUUGGCUGGCCUCAAAUGUCCGUGCUGUGUCUGUGGGAGCUCAUUGAACGAGACUCUGCUGCUGUGGUGGUCAUCGCCGUCGUCACCUUCCUCACCCUUCUGCUUCUUCUCUGUUUCGGCGGCUUUAAAAUCAUCAUGAUGGCCAAGCGAUCCAUGUCGCUUUACAGAAACCCGGCCUACAUGCUGUAUGGUGAUCCGGUCACCCUCCACAAGUGGGGUUUUCUGUACGUCAACUUCCGAGCCACCGCCUACUACUAUGUUCUUGUCAUCAUCGGGUUCCAUCUGGCCCGAGCCCUGGUGAUUGCCUUCGCCCAGAAGGCAGGCAAGGUCCAGGGAGUGGUCUACUUUGUCAUUGAGCUGGUCUAUCUGGUGAUUGUGUCGUGGAUCAAGCCGUACAUGGAUAAAACCACCAACGUGUUCAACAUUGCGAUCGCGUCCAUCAUGUUCAUCAACGCACUGUUCUACAUGUUCUUCUCCCAGGUCUUUGGCCAGCCCCUGUAUGUGGGCUCCAUCAUGGCUGUGGUCUUUUUUGUGCUCAACGCCGCCUUCUCGCUCAUUCUGAUGAUUUCGGUCAUCAUCUCGUCUGUCCGAGCUCUGCUCUCCAAGGACCCCGAUCUGCGAUAUCAGCCCAUGCGAGACGACCGAGUGUCGUUCAUCCCCCACAACCAGGCCGAAAAGGACGCCCAGGAUACCGAGCUGGAUGCUCUGGGAGCCACCAUGAUGGUCUCUGGCGACGAUGUCAACCGGGACCCCAACCGACGCUACUCCUCCGACGACGAGUUCCCUCAGCCCCGGCUUCCCAGAGAUACUCUGGCCCCUCAUUCGGGCUACGAGCGGCCUCUGUCUGGCGGUCCCUACGACGAGCGCGAUCCCUUUGCUCUAUCCAAUCACACAGUCAACUCCGACUACCACGCUCCGGCGGGCAGUGGAGCCUUCUACUCUCACCAGAAUGGCUCUGAGCGCGACAUGCCACCGCCCGCCACGUCCUACCGAGGAUACCAGCCUCCGGGAUAUUGA
Molecule: messenger RNA, 2295 nt
Organism: Yarrowia lipolytica CLIB122
Lineage: Eukaryota; Fungi; Ascomycota; Dipodascomycetes; Dipodascales
Biological process (GO): transmembrane transport; fungal-type cell wall biogenesis
Cellular component (GO): membrane
Source: RefSeq, a predicted model, not a curated record